AUGACACAUACCAACCCCAUAAAGCGCUCAGCUCUACUGCUUGCUGCAAGCACCUUUGUUGGAGGAUGCCUCUGUGCCUCAGCUUCCUCAACCGCCUGUGCCGGAAACACACCAGCAACCCGUGACCAAUGGUGUGACUUUGACAUCCAAAGUGACUACUACACGGAGGCCCCGGACACCGGGGUUCUCCGAGAGUAUUGGUUGGUUCUUGGCAAUACCACGGCUGCUCCUGAUGGCGUCCCUCGCAAUGUGUUGACCGUUAAUGGCACAUCACCAGGACCUACCCUGCACGCUAACUGGGGAGACUGGGUGCGUAUCCAUGUUUACAAUGAACUGGAGAAAAACGGUACCAGUAUUCAUUGGCACGGAGUUCGUCAGAACCAUACCAAUCCCCAAGAUGGCACCAAUUCUAUCACACAGUGCCCUGUGCCUCCCGGUGGUUCUAUCACCUACGAAUGGCGGGCCACUCAAUACGGCACUACUUACUACUACUCGCACUUUGCUUUGCAAGCAUGGGAGGGUAUCUAUGGUGGAAUCGUCAUCAAUGGCCCUGCGAGUGCAAAUUAUGAUGUGGAUGCUGGAAUACUUUAUCUCAGUGACUGGUCCCAUCCCACCUCCGACGCUCUAUACUCCACCGCAGAGACCGAUGGAGAGCCAACCUUAGCAACCGGACUAAUAAACGCCACCAACAUCUGGGUCACGGAGAAUAACGAGACCACCGGCUCUCGCUUCAACAUGAAUGUGACGUCCGGUCAAAGCUACCGCCUUCGUCUGCUUAAUGGGGGAAUGAGCAAUCCUCUCCGUUUCAUGAUCGAUGACCACACUCUCACUGUCGUUUCUACCGACUUCGUGCCCAUUGAGCCCUUUAACACGACCUCGCUCUUGGUUGGGGUUGGACAACGAUAUGAUGUUAUCGUUCACGCAAACAAGCAAAUGCAGGGCUCUAACUUCUGGAUGCGCUUGAAAACUCCAACCACAACUGCAUUCGAUUACACAGACAGUUGUGAGGAUGAGUCCAUGUCCAACCUUGUUCCAAUGGUUGCCAUUGAUGCCGCAGGAGUCAGUUUCAGUAGCCACAAUGAGGUCCAGGUUAUCAAGAACACUGCCGGCUUAUAUAAGUGGUACAUGGGCCCAACAACCUUCGUGGCCGAGUGGGACAACCCUACUCUUCUACAGAUUGAGAAUGGAGAAACUUCCUGGACCAAUGCCUCCUAUGUUGUCCAAGUUGAAGGCAAUGGCAAGUGGGUGGUCAUCGACAUCGAAAUGACGAUCAAUGUCCCUCAUCCCAUCCAUCUGCACGGACAUGACUUCUUCAUUCUCGCCCAAGAUACAGGAAGCUACACGUCGAAUACCACCUUGAACACCGUCAAUCCACCCCGUCGAGAUAUCGCUAUCCUUCCCGCUCUCGGAUACCUUGUCAUCGCUUUCAAGACCGACAACCCCGGCGCCUGGCUUCUGCACUGCCAUAUUGGAUGGCACCAGUCUGAAGGGUUUGCCAUGCAGUUUGUGGAGUGUAUCGAUCAGCUGAAGCCCAUGAUUGACGGCGAGUCUCUCGAGAAGAACUGUGCCGCUUGGGAAAGGUAUGCAGCCCAGAAGGAUAUUGUUGAAGACGACUCAGGUGUCUAGCUGAGGAGGGCUUCCAAUGUGGGCUAGGAGUGCGUUCGUUUCCAUGAGCAGAACCAAUCUGUGCCAGUGGCAGAAAUUGGACACACCACUUGACCGUCUUCGCGCAUGGGUGAUAUAAAUGUCUUAUCUCCCUUCAAGCUGGAUUUAAUCUAACUCUGCC
Messenger RNA from Aspergillus brunneoviolaceus CBS 621.78, 1786 nucleotides. RefSeq names its product multicopper oxidase. Gene Ontology annotation, molecular function: oxidoreductase activity; copper ion binding. The record is from RefSeq and is a predicted model, not a curated record. The transcript is spliced from 5 exons. The coding region runs from base 1 to 1626 and encodes 541 amino acids. Lineage: Eukaryota; Fungi; Ascomycota; Eurotiomycetes; Eurotiales; Aspergillaceae.